CUCCUUCAAUGUUCUAUCCGUCUAAGUUUUUCUUCCAGCAAACAGACCAUCAUCGACUUAGCAAACACAUUGCACUCAUAUUCCAACAAAAUUGUCGCCUCGCGAUUCGACCACACCACACUUCAACCAUCAGCAAAGAAUGGGUUUCCAAAAUACUACACGCGAAGAGUGGGUUUCAGCCCGCAAGCUCCUCCUCGAAAAGGAAAAGGAAUAUACCAAAGCUGGCGACGCUCUCGCAGAACAACGCCGCCAACUCCCCCACGUCAAAGUGGACGAGCCGUAUUCCUUCCAUGGACCCAAUGGACCUCUUACUCUCGCCGAUCUCUUUGAAGGCCGCAAGCAGCUAAUCAUAUACCACUUCAUGCUGGGUCCCGAUCAGAAAGAAGGUUGCGUCGGGUGCUCCUUCGUUGCUGAUAACGUCCCCGUGUAUCUCCAGCAUUUGCAUUCUCGCGACACGACCUUUGCAAUGGUCUCCCGCGCUCCACUUGAGCAGAUCGAAGCUUUCAAGAAGAGGAUGGGCUGGACGAUGCCGUGGUACUCCUCCUUUGGAAGUGACUUCAAUUAUCACUUUCAUGCAACGAAUGACGAGAGCGUUGCGCCUGUUAUGUCAAAUUGGGAGGACAAGGAAUCUCUUGAACAGAAAGGAAAGUUGUUCUUUACUAGGGGUGAGCAGAGUGGGUUGAGUGUGUUUAUUAUUGGACCGCGGGGAGGUGUGUACCACACGUAUUCGGGGUACGAGAGGGGAGUUGAAGGGUUGCUAGUUACUAAUCAGCUUUUGGAUCUCACGGCUCAAGGGAGGCAGGACCAGCUUCCUCAUGGUAUCAAGGCUCUUGGUUGGUUGCUUCAUGAUAGAUAUAAUGGUGAAUAGGCAGUGGCUGGAUGUUGAUGGCGCUGUUCGCUGCAGUAAACCCAAACCGCAUGGAAUGCCUGCC
Molecule: messenger RNA, 932 nt
Organism: Hyaloscypha bicolor E
Lineage: Eukaryota; Fungi; Ascomycota; Leotiomycetes; Helotiales; Hyaloscyphaceae
Product: DUF899-domain-containing protein
Exons: 2
Coding region: 140-868 (242 amino acids)
Source: RefSeq, a predicted model, not a curated record